AUGAUGGAAGACGCCUGUGCCAAGGAGAACGGCAAGGAUGCUGCCCGGCCUGUGCCAAUCCAGCCUCCCCUGCCAAGUCUGGUUUGCGCAACAUGCGCCGGCCAGAAGAUGCUGGUGCCCCUGUCCAUGAGCGAGCAGAGCGACAGCGACGCGACGCUGGACAUUGCAUUCAGCUGGGAGCACACGGUCGACGCAGAAGCUCUGAUGAAUUCACUGGCGAAGGCGUUGAGUCAUUUUCCUUGCUGCACGGGGCGUUUCGUUCGCAGGCAAGUUUUCGUGGAGCCUGCCGCAGGAGUGAAGGUGAAGCAGCCCAGGCUGUGCAUUUUGUGCAACAACGCCGGGGUCAGCUUUAGCCACAGCCGCUAUGAUGGCAAAAGACCAUCCGUGCUUGGCCCCAUUACCGGUCUGUUUGACCGAGCAGUUGGUACUCUGGCCAAGGCAGAUGCCAAAGGUGGACCACUCCUAAGGGUCAAACUCCUCGAGUGUGAGGACGGCCAAAUCCUGGCACUGAGCUUCUCUCAGGGACUCGCAGAUGUGGAGGGCAUAGGCUUCUUUCUGCAAGCAUGGUGCCAUACUUUUCGGGGUGAGGAACCAGGGCCGUCAUCUCUUGAUGCCCGUGUUGUUUUAGAAGGUGCAGUGAACAAUGGGUUCCCAAAGCUGGACUCCUCGUUCACGUACCUGCAUAGACGUGAGCUUGCCACGAGAGCGGCCACGGCAAAAGCGGCUGCCGCUGCUGCAGCCGAAAGGCUUGGUGUCACCACUUUCUUGCUGGACUGGGACGAGCUUCGAAUGCUAGCUGACGACUUUUCGCAGAAACUGCGAGGUCGGCGUUUGAUUUACGAUUCUGAGACACUCUCCCAUGCAGAGGUAGCUUUUGCGCUUGUGGUUGAGUCGCUCGGCAAGGCCGUCUCUGCGAGCGUAUGGUUGGAUUAUCGCGUUACAUUUGGCUUUGACCGCCUCUUUGGGCACGUUCGAGGCAUAGCCGAUGUGGAUUUGCCUGCUGACCAUGUACAAGCAGCUGCAGUGAUCCGAAAGAAGCUCCAGAUUGCCAAAGACAGUCCAGACUUUUGGUGCUGGAAGGCGCAGCAAUGCAAAACCUGCCCGGUGGAGCCAAGCGCUGAGAUCAUCUUCUCAUCCUGGCUCGAGGCUGCCGACCUGCGAAAAGUCAACUUCGGUGGCUUGACUACAGGAUCAGGUUUGGGGAGCGGCUUCUGGCAGUGGUGGACCAGUAACCCUGAGGCACGCAGACGAGCUGGCGGUGGUGGUGCUGUGGGAGGCAAUGGAAAGGGUUGUCCUUCAUUGGUUGUGCUGCUCCCACACGCAGAUGGAGUUCAAGUCCAGGCGCUGCUGUCCCAAGCAGCUGCAUCGAAGCUUUGUGCAAAGCACAAUUGCCUUGUCUACUACCCAUGA
Symbiodinium sp. CCMP2592 is the source of this 1410-nucleotide messenger RNA. Lineage: Eukaryota; Dinophyceae; Suessiales; Symbiodiniaceae. The record is from the annotation of a GenBank genome assembly.